GCUCACCCCUAUACCUGUAUAGGUGUGGAAACAUGGAUCAGCCUUAUACUUAUACCAGCACGGAUCACGUAUACACCGCGUAUAUCUUUGAUAUCUGCGUUCGCUUGCUGUGGCGCGAGCGUUUGUGUGUCAGCAGUAGAACGUGGCCUCUUGGUGCGUGUGCCCUCCUCUCCACGAGGAGGGUUGCUAGGUGGUAGGAGGUGGAGUAGCCGCGAACGCACAGUCGCUUCUCGACGGUUGGACGGUGAACGUGGCCGGAUCGUCCAGCACGUGACGGCUAUCCUACUCGGCCGUGAGCGUCUACGCGGCUGCAACCAUCGAAACUUUUUUUUUUUUUUCCCCCCCACGUUUCACCCCGGAUAUUCGUGUGUUGUUCCAGUGGGAAGGAAACAUUUUAGGGGUGGCUACGUUCCUUAUAAUUCACCGAUGGAUGAAUACGAAUUGCGCAAGUAAGAGAACGAUAAUAAUCAAGAUGAUGAGGGCGAAGUAUUUUUUUGGGAUCCACCGUCCGCGAAAAAUCGAAAUUCGAAAAAUCAGAACCACGUACGACAGUUGCAAGAACAAUUGGUACAAGCCACCAUGAAGAUACGAGAUUUAGAAGCCGAAGUUAAACGCAUUCAAAAGGUUAACAAUUCCUCCUUGAAAGAUGAAUUAACUGAUGGACACCAGAAAGCAGAAUUCUUGAGAGCGAAGCAGGAUAUGGUGAAUCGUAUAAUACAAAUGGAAGAAAAGAGUCGGGAAGCUGAGAGGAAUACGAAACGCAUGCAAUCGGAUGAAACGGCGUUGAUCAACGAUUUCCGCACGGUGCUGUCCAAAUUGAACUCUCUCGAGAAGCUGGAUUUAGUUCGAGGCGCGCUAAAAGCGCUGGAAACCGAAAACGAGAAAUACAGCGAGGCUAAUAAACAAGAGAAAUCCGACUUCGACGAAAAGUUUAAGAGACCGAGCACUGUCACCCACGAAUCCGUUCCGUUGAAGCCUAAUUUCAGCGUGAACUCGGAGAAUCACGUGAGACACGAUGGAUUUAUCGAGGCCUCGAGCAACAGGGAAAUGGAAUUAUACAAGAAAAUCGAGGAGCUUCAAGAAGAGAAUAAAAGAUUGUUCACAAGUGUCGAGGAACUCGAUCAGCAACACGAGGAAUCGAUAGAGAAACUGUUAUCUCUCAAGGAGGAGGUUGAAAAGAAACAUCAGUGCCUUCAAAACGCUUACGAACAGCUUUACGUAGACUACAAUCAGGCUCAAGAUAAGGUCGUCCAAUUGGAAGGUAAACUUAAGGAAUCGAGCACGUUGAUACGAACAGAAACUGUUCCAUGUUUCGUGCAAACUAAUAGUUUAGAAUAUGUAGAUAAAUGUAUCCAGACAAGUGAUCAUCCAGAAAUGGAGGAGAGUGCGGAAACGAUCGAGGUGCGGGACAAGAGAAUUGACUUGAAUGAAUUGACCAAGAGGGUGAAGGAUAUUUUGAAGAGUUCUUUCGUUGAGAUUGAACCAGACGAGUCGAUUUUCGAGACCCUGGCGAAAGAGUACAUAGACGUGAAAUGGAAGAAAGAUGUGGUUGAGAAAUGGGUAUCAGAGUUGAACAGAGAGUUGAAAGGAGUCGUGGAAAUGAAGGAUGACCUGCAAAUGGAGUGCAACAUUAAACAGACUCACAUCGACACGCUGUUGCAGGAGAUCGAAGAUUUAAAAUUAAAUUUACCGCCCAUACCUGAGGCGAAUGAGGAACGAGUCGUCUCAUUGGAAUUGGAAAUCGAAUCGUUGAACGAGGAAGUGAAACAUCUUCAAGCGGAGAACUCCGUGCUGCGUAAGAAGAACUCGUUGCGAAAGAAGAACGCUGUUAUACGCGGUGUCGGCCCGAACGAAACCCGAUUAAAGGCUCAAGGUAGCGCGACGACCACGUCUCAAACUAGGAAACAAGGAAAAUUGGAAAAUAUCCCGGAGGAUAUCGAAGACACGUUCAACACGAUGGAAAGCCUGAAUCGAAAGUUGCACGUGACGUUGGACGAGAACGACGAGUUACGAAGAAAGGUAGAUCUGUUGGAGGGCACGGAGAAGGAGAUGCAGGAGCAAUUGAGGAUGUCGUUGGAGAAGUGCAAAGAUUUGGACGAAAAUAUCGAAUUCAUCGAGGAGUUGAAACACGAUCUUGAGAAUACGAGGCGAGAAUUAAAAACGUCCACGUCUAACACGAGGCAAUUAGAAAAUACGUUGGCGCAAAUUCGAGGCACGAAGGAUGAGAUUCAAAAGGAAAACGAGGAAUUAUCUCGAAGGAAUGAACAAUUAGAAAUGGAGAUCUCGCAGUGGCGUGAAAGCAAUUCAGAGACGGGGAGUAACGACACGUUGAGAGAUCUUCAGGAGCAAUUGAACAAAACUAAUCGCGAGAAAGAUGAUUUGGAGUAUGAUAUAUUAAACAUGAGGAAAGAAUUGGACGAGGCGUUCAAUAGGAUAGACGCGAAAGAGGAUUGCAUAGCGAGAUUGAACCAAGAAAAUGAAAGUUUAACGAAAGAGAAGAAUUCCCUGUUGGAACAGUUGACUGCCAUUCAAGACGAUUCCAACGAUAAGAUAGAUUUGGUGAGCACGGAAAAGUCUCUGUUGGAACAGGAAAUGUCGGAAUUGAGAGAACGGGUAACGAGUAAGGAGAAGAUGUUGAGUGAAAUUAGAGAAGAAUUACGAGAGGCGGAAGAAAGGUAUGCGAAAUUAGAGAGUGAUUAUUUUUCAAUGAAUAAAGUGGCGGAAAAAUUUCAAUUGGAAAACGAAAAUUUGCAAAAUGAAAUAAAAAAACACGAGGAAUUAAAGAACGAAUUUGAGAUUAACCAGUUGACUGAAAAAUUAAGUUCCAUGCAAAAUGAUCAUGCUCAAUUGAUGAACGAAGUGGAGACUUUACGUUUGAGGGAGAGGGAAUUGGCAAAGUUACAAGAAAAUUUUGCAACUGUCGCGGAAGAGAAUAAAACUUUAAAGAGCGAAUACGAAGUAAUUCGGGAUAAUUAUAAGAAAUUGGAAUACGACGUAGCAUGUCUACAAGAGGAGAAAAAGGAAUUAUUGAAUCGUAUAAAUGAAAAUGCCUAUGACAACGAGCAAAUUGCAGCGUGUUUAGAGGAAGAGAAACGACAAAACGAUGUUCUAAAAAACGAAAAUGGUAAAUUAAUCGCGGAGAUUACGGAUAUACGAAAGAAAAUGCAAGACAAUAUCGAGGGUUAUAAGGAAUCGAUUGAUAUGGGUAAACAAACGAUAGAAAGUCUGUCUCACCUUAUUAAAGAAAAAGACGAAGAAAUCAAUGGCCUUAAAAACGCACUUCAUCUUGCUAAAAAUAAUGAAGAAACGUCGGAUCAUUUUUCGACUAUAAAGAACGAAAGGGACGAACUCGUGAAACUUGUAACCGUCAAACACAAUGAAAGUCUGCAAUAUCAUGGGGAAAUCCAAAGAUUAACGCAACUCUUGAACGAGCAAACAUCGCAGAUUCAGAGUUUAUUAGCAGAGAAAGAUAUACAUUUAUCUGAUCUGAAGGAGAAAGAUGCUCAACUUUUGUGGACGAAUAACGAGUUGCAAGCAGUCCAACAGCGUUUGAGAAACGCUGAAGACUCGAGCAACGGGGCAACUUGUGGGAUUGUCGAGCAUUCGACUCAAACAUCGGAAAUUGAGAUUCUCACUGAGAAGUGUAACGCGUUAGAAGCAGCUCUGAUUCAAGAACAAUCGAACAACAGAAUGUUGCAGAAUCAACUUGGCGAAAGUCAGAGCAAAGAAGCGAACGCCGCGAAAGAAUUAGAAAGGCUAAGAUCGCAUUUGGUUGAAAUGGAAUCGAAUUACACGGAAGAUGCUCUGCUUGCUGAAGAAGGGCGAAAAGAAUUGGAAGCGAAACUACAGCAGGCUGAGGAAAAGUUGAAGACCAGUUCGAAUGCGUAUACUUCUGCUAAUAUAAGAGCAAAUCAACAAGUGGAAACAUUGCAGCAACAAAUGGUAUUGAUUGUUCAACAAAGGGAUGAUAUACAAAAUAAAUUAUCCGUUGCUGAGGACAAGAUCCUAUCCCAAACUGCGUCUUUGACUAAUUUACAAAUUGUCCUAGAACAAUUCCAACGAGAUAAAGAAAAAGAUAUCAUAGCGGCAACAGAAAGAAUUCAAUCUAAAUUAAACGAAUCUUAUAAAAAAAGGGAAGAGUUAACCAAUGAUGUUACAAAUCUUAAGGAACAAUUAGCUGAAGCUAAAGAAUGUUUACAAGCGGCAUCCAGAUUAAGUGAGCAACUUGAUAAAAAAACAGAACGUAUCGAACAACUAAGCCAAGAAGUGGACCGAUUAACGAAUCUCGUAAACACUGCAGAUGAAAGAAUAGAAGAAGCAAAACAAAGUGGAGAGGGAAAAGUUGAUAAAACUCUCAUUAAAAAUCUUUUAUUGGGUUACUUGUCUUCAUCAGCAGCAGAUAAAUCUUCGGUCCUUAGAGUAUUUUCCACAGUUUUAGAUUUCAACGAAACGGAAAAGGAUAAAGCAGGAUUGAAUAACACAAUCGGACAAAAUAGUUGGUUUUCUCGUUUAAAUAGCGGAUCUACAGUUCCUAAUAAAAAUCAAGAAGCAUCCUUGUCAGCAGCAUUCAUUAGGUUUCUAGAGAACGAAUCGAAACCUAAACCACAGUUACCCGCAUUACCAAUUCAAACACCGCCAUUACCACGACCUGGUCAUAGUAGACAACACUCAACUUCAUCUACGCAAUCUACUUCAUUACUUUCCAAUGUAAAUUUACCAACAUUCCCAGAUUUUAUUCCAGCCAGAAAUACAGGAUCUAUUUUGAAAGAAGUAUUGAAAGACAGCUGAUAUUAACAAUUUCGAUAUAUUUUAUGUUUUGUAAAUUUUAAGAUUAUAGCGAAAAAAAUGUUUAAAUAAGAUAUGUUUAUUGAAUUUUCACUCAAUAAGAGUAUACAAAAAAAAAAAAAAUAAUUAUGAGA
Molecule: messenger RNA, 4919 nt
Organism: Apis laboriosa (Himalayan honeybee)
Lineage: Eukaryota; Metazoa; Arthropoda; Insecta; Hymenoptera; Apidae
Product: thyroid receptor-interacting protein 11-like
Exons: 11
Coding region: 580-4788 (1402 amino acids)
Biological process (GO): endoplasmic reticulum to Golgi vesicle-mediated transport; Golgi organization
Cellular component (GO): Golgi apparatus
Molecular function (GO): small GTPase binding
Source: RefSeq, a predicted model, not a curated record